Dentiscutata heterogama is the source of this 1266-nucleotide messenger RNA. The record is from the annotation of a GenBank genome assembly. NCBI's taxonomy places the organism in Eukaryota, Fungi, Glomeromycota, Glomeromycetes, Diversisporales, Gigasporaceae.
AUGCGAACUUGUUACUAUGAAUUAUUGGGCGUUGAAGAUUAUGCAACUCCAGAAGAACUAAAAAAAGCUUAUCGUAAAAAAGCUUUAGAAUGGCAUCCUGAUAAAAAUAAUCAUCGAGUUGCGGAGGCGACACAACAAUUCGCUCUUCUUCAACAAGCUUACGAAGUUUUAUCAGAUCCAAACGAAAGGGAAUGGUAUGAUAAUCACCGGGAUGCUAUUUUAAGAGAAGGAAUUAGAGCAGAAGAUCUCAUGAAAUACUUUAACGUUGCAUGUUUUAAUGGUUUUGAUGAUAGUGCAAAAGGAUUCUAUACAGUAUAUGGAAUUAUAUUUGAAAAAUUAGCUAGAGAAGAAGAAGAAGCUUAUGCACGUGAUCGAGAUGAAAAUUCCGAUUUUUUCCCUUAUCCAUCAUUUGGUGAUAGUACUACAUCACCAGAUCAAGAUGAUUCAAAAUAUGGAAAUUUAAUUAAAAUUUUUUAUCAAUCAUGGAUGAAUUUUACUACACGAAAAAAAUUUGCUUGGUUUGAUAAACAUCGAUUAUCUGAGGCACCAGAUAGGCGGACUAAAAAAUGGAUGGAAGAUGAAAAUGAAAAGUCUCGUAAUUCGGCUCGUAGAGAAUAUAAUGAGGCUGUUAGAUCAUUGGUUGAGUUCGUACAAAAACGUGAUCCACGGUAUAAAGCGUAUAAGGCGGCUGCUGAUCAAAGAAUUAAAAUUCAAAUUGCUGAAGCAAAAAAGCGAGCUGCCCGUGAUCGUGCUGAAUAUAAUCAAUGGAUAAAUCAUGAAAAAAGUAAAAAGCAUAUAAAAAAUGUUGAAUUAUUGAAAGAAGAAAUGCUUGAAGAUGAAGAUUUAGUAAUUUCAGAUGACCAAAAUAAUUAUGAUACUACAAAUUGGGGACAUGAGGAAAUUUCUGGUGAUGAUGAAAUUAUUCAAGAUAAAAUAAAAUCUGAUUCACUUAAAAGUGAUGAUGAAUUAUCUGAACUAUUAAACAAGACAAAAGUUUCUUCUCGAGGUGGUUUUGAAUCUGAAGAAGAAUCUAGAAAGACUCAACCUUUAUUAAAUGUUGACGAUGAUAAAUCAACUCAACAAGAAAAUGGUACUAAAAAAGAGCGGAGAAAAGAAAAGAAAAAGACUAAAGAUUCUAAACAGCAAAAGUGUAAUGUCUGUUCACAGACCUUUACAACAAGAAACCGUUUAUUUAUCCACAUUAAUGAAACUGGGCAUGCAUUAAAUACUGGCGGUUCUGGUAGUGGGAAAAAGGGGAGGAAGUGA